CUGAUAUAAGAGGCUGCCUCAAUGGAGGGGGACUUCCAGCAGCUGCUUCAACCGUCCUGCCCCCCAGCUGGGACCAUGGAACUUCCCCUGCUGUGCACCCUGCUGGUGUUUGCUGGUGUGAUUCCAACCCAGGGUGGGAUCAUGAACCUGAACAAGAUGAUCAAACAAGUGACCAGGAAGACACCCAUCUUCUCCUACUGGUUCUACGGCUGCCACUGUGGACCUGGAGGCAGAGGCCAACCCAAAGAUGCCACGGACUGGUGCUGCCAAACCCAUGACUGCUGCUAUGAGCACCUGAAACUGCACCGAUGCCGUAUCCACACAAACCAUUAUGACUACACCUUUUCACACGGGGACAUCCAGUGCUCUGACAAGGGGACCUGGUGUGAGCAGCAGCUGUGCGCCUGUGACAAGGAGAUGGUCCUCUGCCUGCAGCGGAACCUGGACUCCUACCAGAGGCACCUGCGAUACUACUGGCGGCCCCACUGCCGCGGCCAGACCCCGAUGUGCUAGGAGGAGCCCCCCGGCGGUCCCAGCUCCCUGCCCUGUUCCUCAGCAUCUCCAGCUGAGGGUCCUGUGGGACUGCCGACACCCCUACCCAGGGUCCGACCCCCGGAACCAGCUGGGGGUGUCUCCACCUAACCCCACCCGCCUUCUUGCUCUUGGACCUUCUAAAUCUCUCCGCCCCGAGGCAGCAGCUAUCUCUUCCGAGGAUGCAUCAAGAUCUGAGGAAAAGCCAAGGCCAGGAAGCCCCGUGGGGACAGUAUUUGGGCCGAAGCAGCAGGGGUCAGGGGUGGGGAUUGGGGGGGCCGUGGUGUGGCAGGUCCUCCCUGCCGCUGCCACCUGCCAGGCCACCUGCUGAGUCUCGCCCCCUCCGAUCACGCUGUCCAAGCUGCAGCAGGGGUGGCCUUUCUGAAGGACCACGUGGCUACUUCUUAAGACCCCGUAAGCCCUCCGCCGCCCCAGGGUAGGACCUCUCACGGUGUUUGGGACCCACAGUGUCCUGCACUAUGUCACUCUCCCAAACUAGACUGGCAGGUCCUUGCAGGCAGGGCCCAUGACCACCGUGGAAUCAGGUGCAUCCUUGCACCCGAAGCAGUAUCUGGGACCAAGAGGGACUCUACAAAUCCCUCUCAGGCUAAGGGCCAGAUGAAGCUGCCUCGUCCUCUUGCUCUAGGCCCAGGUCCUCACGCACAUGCGGUGUGUCCUUUCCUGCUUCCAGGAGUUUUCUCAGGCUGGGACCUCUGCAGAGUGCUCCGCUUACUGUCCCCAGGUGGCUGAGCCCCACCAAGGGCCCAAGGGCUACUUGGAACAGAGGUCUCCUCUGGCUGAUUCCUCCUGGCUCUUGCUCCCUCCUCCAAACCUGCAGAGCAGUUUAUGAGUCUGGAAUGUACCAGGUUUUAUCUUGAGUGGUAUAUAGUAUCUGAACUUUCCCAGUGUCCUCCAACUAGACUGGAGCUGCUGGAGGACGGAGGCUACGUCUCUCAUCUUUGUUUCCUCUGCUCCCGGAAAUAAUAGGUGCUCAAUUAAUAUUUAUGGACCAAUGAGCCCAUAAUGGAUGGAUGGAUGGAGGUUGUGGGAGAUGUUGCUGGGUCCCUACCCAGAUCCCCUCCCGGCCCAGUCCCCCAAUCUCCAGCUAAGCCAGAUGUUUGGCUGCUGUGUGCCCACAUCUAUCUCCUUCUCCUUGUCUGCUGGGAGCUACCAUGCCUCCCACCCUGCCCACCUCUAACCCGUAUCUAGGGAGUGCAAUACCAGAAGGGAGUAAUUGCCCAGCCCCUGCCUCCAUGCAGGACCCCCUGGACAGCACAUUGCAUGUCCCAGAGCUCCUCUUGGGACCAGGCUGAGGCCAGAUGUCUGGAACACCUCUUUGCUUAGCUUCAUACCCUAGUCUGGCCUGUUUCACUUGUUGCCUUACAGGUUUCUCCUGUGAGCACGCCCUCAGUAAAUUACCCAUUUGCACAAGAA
This is a messenger RNA of Canis lupus familiaris (dog), 1965 nucleotides long. RefSeq names its product phospholipase A2 group IID (gene PLA2G2D). Bases 22 to 513 code for a protein of 163 amino acids. The record is from RefSeq and is a predicted model, not a curated record. Gene Ontology annotation, biological process: phospholipid metabolic process; negative regulation of T cell proliferation; arachidonate secretion. Lineage: Eukaryota; Metazoa; Chordata; Mammalia; Carnivora; Canidae. Gene Ontology annotation, molecular function: phospholipid binding; calcium ion binding. The transcript is spliced from 4 exons.